This is a messenger RNA of Drosophila willistoni, 2986 nucleotides long. RefSeq names its product mucin-2. The record is from RefSeq and is a predicted model, not a curated record. Lineage: Eukaryota; Metazoa; Arthropoda; Insecta; Diptera; Drosophilidae. The transcript has a single exon. The coding region runs from base 5 to 2986 and encodes 993 amino acids.
UACCAUGAAAACGACUACAGUUGAGGAGACAAGUGUAGAGGAAACGAUAGAUAUUACAACGACAAAUGGUAGAACUAUAGAUGAAACGAUUGAUAUAACCACAAUUGACACGACGGCAGCACCAAGACCAGCAAAUCGAAGACAAAAUGGAGAACUACUCGAAGAAACAUUGGUGUUAGAGACCGAUACGAAACAACAACAUCAUCAUCAUCAUAAGCACAAUCAUCAUCAUCGUAAGCACCAUAAAUCGAAUGAGAAUGGUGAAGUGAUUGAAGAGACUAUAGUGCUUGAAACUCAGACUGAGGAGAAACAUCAACAUCAUCACCAUCAUCACCAUCAUCAUCAUCAUCAAAAGAAGGAGCAGGAAAUUAUUGUGCAAGCACCGCCUCCACCACUGCCGCAAUGUUCACCACCCUCAUUGACACCCACCGAAGAACUCUCUGUGGAUGUGGUUUGGGAGCCACAACAAUCCUUUUGGAUACAGCAACAAGUAUCAUCGCAGGCAUCGCCCAAUCCCCAAAUAGCUGCUCCAGAAUCACCAGCAUCUUCAAGCACUUCCACAAAUGACUUAACCGGCUUGGCAUGGCAAGCAGAGUUCAAUAUUAACAAUUCCGAAACAAGCAUUGACCAGGUUGAUCUUAUUUUGGAUACUCCGCCACAAAUUCAAGUAGAAUCGGUUGCCUAUAUAGGCGUAGAGCAACGACCAUUAUCGAAAGUGAAUGAAACGAUUCAAUUGCUGGAAUCCCUUCAAGCAUCGGUUGAUUCGAUGCCACCAAUGAAGUCUAUGACGAAAGUAAACCCACCGAGUUUGCUACAAACGGAGGUUAUUUUAGAAACGGAGGAAAUAACACCUUUACCCUCACCCACUAUUCCCAUUGAGCCACAACCUGAUUGGGAUGAACCAACAGAAGUAAUGGAGGAGAAGAUUAUAGUGGAGACAGUGGAGCCAUCACCAGUUAAUCCAAUACCCACAAUAUCAAAAAUUGAAGAAACCAUAGAGGUUUUUGAGGGUCUGGAGGAGAGUUCAACACCCACGCCACCAACUGGGCCACUUCCAACAACAACGAAAGUAGAGGAAACUAUAGAGAUUCUCGAGGAUUUGGAAGGGACUUCAACGCCGACGCCACCAGUUAGUCCACUUCCAACAACAUCCAAAGUGGAGGAAACUAUAGAGAUUCUCGAGUCUCUAGAAGACACUUCAACACCCGCGCCACCAUCUAGACCACUUCCAUCCACAACCAAAGUUGAGGAAACUAUAGAGAUUCUCGAGUCUUUGGAGGAGAGUUCAACACCUACGCCACCGCCCAGUCCUUUGCCACAAAUUCAAGGCCAACGCACUUUAUCGAAAGUUGAGCAGAGAGUACUCUUACUAGAAUCCCUUCAAGCAUCUGCUUCUGCGGAAAUACUUCCACCUAAGCCAAUAGUGCCAUCGGGUUGGAAUUAUAGUCGGCCAAAUCUUUUGAUUGAAACAGAAGUUGUACAGGAAGUAGAGCAAAUCACACCUUUAGCUUCACCAGAAAUAGUGGAAACAGAGCUAAUAGUGGAGACAAUAGAAACAACUCCUAUUCCUACGCCUCCAGCUAGUCCCCCACCGCAAAUUCCAGAGGAAAUUGUGGAAACUGAAGUUAUAGUCGAGCAACCAUUAAUACCAGAAGUAGAGGAAACAAUUGAACUUGUAGAGACACUGGAGGAGAGUCCACUAUCCACCCCACCAGCCAGUCCACUGCCAGAAAUCGAAAUUCAAACGACCUUCACUCAAGGUCUCGAUCAACGGCCAUUAUCAAAGGUUGAGGAAACUAUUCUAAUGAUGGAAACAUUGCAGGCAACUGCAGGACCUGUUGCACCACCAAAGCCUUUACCACAAAAAUGGUUUAAUUUGCCCUAUUCUAGGCCCAAUCUGUUGGCAGAAACUGAAGUUAUUCAGGAAGAGAUAACCCCAAUACCAUCGCCUGUUCCCAGUCGCACAGAGAUAGUAGAAACUGAAAUUAUUGUCGAUUCGCUUGAACCUACUCCCACACCGACCCCACCGGCCAGCCCAUUGCCUCAAGUUCAAGCUCCUGCUCAAGGAGGUUUCAAUCAGCGAUAUUCGUUAGAAAGCAUAGCUCUAACUGAAGAUUCUGUUUAUGCCACGCCCUUUACUUCCCCUUAUUCCAGUCCCACGGGACAACAAAGCAUUGAAGAACAAGGAACAACGACAACAACAGAAAUUGUGGAAACAGUAUACGAAAUAGAUUCGGUUGAGGAAUCACCAGAGCCCACACCGACGCCCAGCCCAGUUCCUCUUCGCGCAGCUCAAUCCAGUUUCAAUAUGUCAAUACCAAGACCAAGUUUUGUCCCUGCCGGAGUUGUCAUCGAGUCCAGUGUUACAGAAAUCUUACCCGAAGAAGUCGUGGAAACGGAGCUAAUCGUAGAAUCGACUAGUUUGGACUCUACACCAAUGCCAACGCCUUUGCCAAGUCCGCCGCCGCAGCGUCAAGUGCCAACCACAUUAAAUUUGGGCCGGCAAUAUCGUCCAAUAUCGAAAAUAGAAGAAAUGGUCUUGACCCGAGAGUCCCUUAAUUCACAGAAAUCCCUCGAAGAAACGGAAGUAAUAGUAGAAUCAGUGGAGACCUCUUCCACUGCCACACCCAUUCCAAGUCCCAUUCCGCCGCCAGUUGUACCAGCCGAAACUGUGGAAAUAGUUGAAACUGUGGAAAUUGUGGAAACACCUGGACAACCAACCGAGGAAGUCGUGGAAGAAGAAAUCAUAGUUACCACAGAGACAGAACGGUCCUCACAAGCAGCACCAGCCGGAGCAACUGAAAUGGUCUUGGUUGGGGCUUUGGAUACUGAAACGAACGAUAAACUAGGCAAACGUUAUUCAGUGAGUGCAGUGCUGGAAGAGAAGGUCAUUGUAGAACCACUACCCUCUCAACCACCUCAACCACAACAGUUGGAGGACAAACACAGGAGAUGUUGUUGCAAAUGCCGCUGUGUCAUUUCCUAA